CUUACGACCUAGUAGUGGUCUUUUUUUCGACGGAUUGUUCGUUUUUAUUCAGCCUCAGAGCUACUUGGUACGAAGAGGACUGAAAAUCAUCACCUGUACUGUGUGGUCCACAGGAUGUCUUUAUCCAAGAUUCAGAGUCUUAGAAUAGCAACUGUACUGGAGGACUGUUCACAUCAUCUGGACAUACUGGGACAUGUCCUGUCAGGGCAGAUUAGCCAGGAAGAAAGCUCAGUACCUGCACAGGAUAAAUCCAAGCUUUUUAAGCUGGUAAGAGACUGUCAAUUAAUCUCACAACAGAUGUCCAGCCUAUGUGUUGAGCUGCAGGAGAAGCAGAGUUUCAGCUCUUUCCUUCAAGUUGUGAAGGAAAAGGAGCAGAAAAAAAGCAAUAAGGAGAAAAGAAGAGAGAUAGACAUGAAGCUGAAACUGAGAAAAUCAAAUCUGCAGAGACAACAACAGGAGCUGCUUGACAAGAGUAAAGAAUUAGAGAGGUUGUCCAGCUACUGUGCUCAUCUGAGGGACGAGAUUGCCUUUGAGAAGAUGCAGCAAAUAAGUGUGCAGAAGCCAAUGCAGAAAAAGAGCUGUAAGGCUGAGAAUCUGCUGGAGGAUGAACUGGAGCUACUGCAGAAAAAGAUGAAAGAAGAGAGGAGAGUUCAUGAAGAGUCAGAAAAGUUCCUGCAAAAUACGCAGAAGGAGCUUCAACAGGUUCUGCAGAAUUGGCAGCAGUGCACGAAGCAGAUGCUGCAGGAGAAGGAGGAUCAGCUCAACAACACAUCCUGCAAAAGAACACUUAACUUCGACAGAAUAAUGGAGAUGAGGAGGAAGUUGAGGGUGAUGGAGCAGGUGGUAAUGGAGGACAAGGAGGAGCAGGAGCAACUGCGCCAGCAGCAGGCAGAAGCCACAGCUGCUAUCAAGCUGCAGGCCUGGUGGAGAUGCUGCAUGGUCCGCCGAGGCCUCGGCCCUUUUAAAAAAGUAGAGGAGAAGAAGAAAGGCAAGAAGAUGAAAAAGAAAGGAAAGAACAAGAAAUGACAUUUCUCUAACACUCAUCUGACAUCACACUAUUAGAUUAACACCAGUCAAUCAUACAGAAUGAGUUUUUACAUUUCUUUAUUAAAAAGUAAGAAAACAAAUAGAUUACAUGGAGAUCACCAUAUUGAAACA
Messenger RNA from Melanotaenia boesemani (Boeseman's rainbowfish), 1158 nucleotides. It is a transcript of the gene drc9, whose product is annotated as IQ motif containing G. Lineage: Eukaryota; Metazoa; Chordata; Actinopteri; Atheriniformes; Melanotaeniidae. The transcript is spliced from 10 exons. Gene Ontology annotation, biological process: cilium organization. The record is from RefSeq and is a predicted model, not a curated record. Gene Ontology annotation, cellular component: motile cilium; cytoplasm. Gene Ontology annotation, molecular function: protein binding. Bases 115 to 1026 code for a protein of 303 amino acids.